UCAACUUCAUGGCCAGAGACAAGAAACUAAAACUUCAACUACAUGGGACGAGAAUUACUUCAUAAUGGCAGUACCUCCUGCAAGCUCGCUGGCUGGUACUGUGCCAUUGGUAUCCACGGUUGAACUGGCCGACUUCUACACGAAGCACUUUUCGGGACAUUCUAAAGAUCACUUUGCCACCACUUUCCUAGCUGAAGGAGUCGCCGAGGAGGAAGAUGAUAACUUAGGAUACUAUGAUGAUGGCGUUAAGAGGACCUUAACAGACGGACAAAUCGCCAUGUUCCGUCACACUGAGAUUGAAACAUUGCUGAGGGAGAAGAGAAAAUCCGACGAGGCCAAAGCGCACAAGGCAGAAAGAUCAUCAGACUUGGAACGAGAAACUGGAGAAUAUCCUGGGCCUCAGGAUGCAUCUCUGCCUAGCAUCCAAGCUUCAAAGGUGUCACUCACUCAGUCAGAAGCUGGACAAUCAUCACAAACGAAAUCCAGCACAGAGGACAACAAGAAGAAAAAGAGCCAUUUCAAGAGGAAUAUCAAACCUGACUUGAGAAAGAGAACUUGGGACCAGGUCGAUCAUGGCUUGGAAACGUUAGACUACGAGGAAGAUGUUGCUCGGCCUUCACCAAAACGAAAUGCGGGACCUCAGCGAAGGACAAUUUCGUACGACGACGUGUGAAUCCAGUACUAUAACUGUCAGACUUUAUAAAUUAGUACUAUUUGCGACAAAGCUGAAAUUACAGCACGCAUCACCCCUCGAGUUGCCAUUCCCCCUGGUAUCAUGAAAUCUUGUCAUGGACGAGACUCCCUCCCAUCUAUUGAAAAAUUAUGGCGAUGUUAAGUUCAAAGAUCAUUGCUGAGGGCUAUGAAGGAGGGGCCUUUUCCCAAGUCUCCCACCAAGCUAGAAUUGCGACAUCAAUCAGGAACAGCUUGAGCAUAACCAUGUGCACUUUUCCAUGACUUCGGUUUUACUGUUAGGCCUCUUGGAUAGUAUUGGGCAUAUAGCAUUGGGGGGUUUCUAUCCUCCGCCAAACUACCCUCCAUUGGGGGUACUCAAGGUGUAACUCUCUAAGCACCAAGUUGCAGGUGCUUGGGCGACCUAACUGGUCCGGUGCCAGGUCGCUAGUUGAACUCUAUUUCUCCAACCACGCACUCUGGAAUGCAAUGUGUGGUUCUAGAAUUUGUUCUAUGCUAUCUUAAUAUCACAUCCUUGUUAUCACACCAAGACUAAUGCGUGGAUUUAAUACGCCAAACGUCAACAUCUAUCCAGAAGCCAACAUCGGUGGCGUCGGCGCAACAUACCGUACAUCAUCCCAAACGGAGCUUUUUUAUGCAGAUUACUUUCUAAGCCAAGAUAUAGAACGGAGACUGGUGGGAUAUGGCUGGCUGAGGACAUUAUCGUCUAUUUCGCCACCAAGACUAGAGUGGCAAUGUGAGGAGGCGUCAAUGAAUCCUGAAUCUGAUAUGCGAUAUUGCUGAUACAGUGCAUUGACCCUUGUGGUGAUACCUGACCUGCAUCGGCGGAACCUACCUGAAUGUGGCUGACACCCAGUCCCAGCCUCGCCGGGGACGAUUUUGGAGGCCCACGAGUGACACAGAACCACGGCCGCCGUUUCCAAACCGGGUAAGCGUUCUCUGUCAAACGCACCUUCGAAAGGUCGUUGGAUGUCUCCUAGAACGGCACGGACCGUGGGGGCUUGCUGUGGGCGGCCGUAUUGCAACCCCCUAUGAAGAUGUGAUAGAGUGAUAGGUGAAGUCUGAGACAGGAGCUGAAGUGACCUGUCAACUAACUAAUGAACAAUGGAUGUACAGUACGGCGCCAUAAGUAUGCAUACAGGUCUGUGCUUCUCCCAUACAAAAAGACACUCGUUUACUGCAAUUUAAGCACAGA
Messenger RNA from Pseudogymnoascus destructans, 1885 nucleotides. RefSeq lists its product as uncharacterized. Bases 65 to 673 code for a protein of 202 amino acids. Lineage: Eukaryota; Fungi; Ascomycota; Leotiomycetes; Thelebolales; Thelebolaceae. The record is from RefSeq and is a predicted model, not a curated record. The transcript is spliced from 3 exons.